Messenger RNA from Arctia plantaginis, 3936 nucleotides. The record is from the annotation of a GenBank genome assembly. Lineage: Eukaryota; Metazoa; Arthropoda; Insecta; Lepidoptera; Erebidae.
AUGGCUCCUCCACCGGAGUAUGAUAAGGAACCCAAAGCCCCGGAUAAAAGUGCUUCAAGUAUUUCCACUGAAGAUUCAAAACUCCUACACAAUCUAGUUAAUGAGCAGCACACUAACUCUGACCACAAAUCAACAAAUACGGUUACAGCCGUAGAAGUUGAGAAUAAGAAACACAUAGAGACUUUGGACGACGGACAACUAAAGGCACUCUUAGACGAGGCAAUCAAUUACAAAAAUCCUAAAGAUCGAGAGGGAAAAAGCGAUAUAUUCAAGGAGUUGCUGGAAAAGGCGGAACAAGAAACAGACGAGCAGGCGUGUGAGGCAGCAGCACGGACUUUGAGUGGGUGUCGUAGUACGCGACGUGGUGGUAGGCGUGGCCCGCCGCUGCCACACUCCAACUCUUUACAGGAUCUAGUGGCUGCGCUGGCCGCCGAGCCUCCGCGCAAGCACCACGUGCGCCACCAUCCGCCCCCGCACGCUCCCCAACCCAACGUAUCCGCGCGCGCCAUACACGGCGGUAGUCUGCCGUCGGGAGUCGAUACUUCAUCCCUGAGCGAGGAGCCGGCGCGAGGCGCGGGCUACCUGGCCACAGUGCGAUGCGUCAACCCUCCUCCGCUGGCCGAACGUCGAGUAUCUGCCAGCGACGCCAAUACGCCUGCAGAGAUGGAAUUACUCAAUAGAAGAAGUAAGCCGAUGUUCCCGAUGACGUAUACAGCUCGUGCGACGCUGGAGAUCGGCAGCGGCGCCGUGUGCUCGGGCCGCGCGGUCACAACCACCACGUCUUCCAACCAGGUGCGUACUACAACCACCUCUGCUACCACACCCGCGACAACUAUCGCCUGCCAGGUACCCGAUAGCGACCCUCAGAUGAAACUGAUGAACGCACUAUGCCCUAGGAGCGAUACCGAUCAGGGCGGUUGUGAACAAAUUCCUGAAGUAAAAGUACAAUUGAAUAUAAAAGAAAAGGAAACAGAGAGUGCGAGUACUAGUGAUCUCAAAGGUAAGACUAACAUACCGCGCGGCCCGAAGGAACCCGAAACCAAUGUCAACAAGAAGGAAGAAUGCCUCCGAGAGUUUCCAAAAAGUGACAUUAAACCGGUAAAAGGAAAACCUUAUUCUCAAAAACCACCUAAAUCAUGGGUUGACAAUGUUGAUAAUUGGUACAAAACUUUGUCAGUAAACUAUCCUGAACCCUUAAAAAUUAUAUACCACGACAGUAAUAAGGUCAAUAAACAGUAUAAGAUAAACGAAGUUACCGUCGAUCAAAGUUCGAAUUAUACUCAGAAAAAGAUUUCUGAUAGUCAACCUGCAAUUCAAGAAAUAAUAUCAGCCGAAGAUAAACAUAUGAGCCAAGAACAAUGUACGUUUGAAAUCAAGAAAUCCGCAUCUUAUUCCUCAAAAUUAUUAAAAAUCAAAGAAUCUAACAAUCAUGUAAAUAACCAAAAUAGUGAAGAAUUCUCUCUAUCUAAUUGUCGAACAGACUUUGAAAAAGAUAUUAUUAAGGGAAAAAUGAAAAUAAUGAUGAAGAAGAAGAAGAAGCAUGACCUGGUUGCGCCCACUUUGUGUGAUAUAAAUCCAAGAAACAUUAGGCCCAUGAGUAUUGGCUCACCAAAGAAACACUUAAAAACUGAUCCAGUAGCAUCCAAAAAAAUAGUAGAAUUGCCAGAUAAUCCUGUUGAUAUAAAUUCGAACAGUGUUGACAUAUGUACAGAAAAUGCUAAUGCUGCUGCUGGCAGUAAUCAAGUAUCAAAGUGUCCUCCUGGAUGCUGCAAAACAACAAAGAAACGUGAGCAACUGAAGGAACUUACAGACAUGUUUAAAAAACUGUCCAACUAUGCUAGUGCUGACAUAGAAUUGAAGGAUAUGCAAAGUGAUCAACGACAUAAAAAUAAAAAUAAUUCAUUCUCUAAAUACGUUGCUCUACAACAAAAACUUCUUUUAGAAAUAGAAAGUUUACAAGACGAAAUUACAAAUCAUGAACAAGUUCAUGAUGUUACCACUGAUUCAAACAUGAGAGAAAACAAAACUAAUUUGCAGGUACAUAUACCAACUGACGUUAAACAAAAGGAAUCAUUACAACUUGUACCGUUAACUUCAAUUUCUGAAGAAACUUGCGAAGGUGUAGUCCAAACGUGCCAUGUCGAAGAAAAUCCAGUGAACAAUGAGAGUGAAAUUUCAAAUGAGCUUUCUAACAAUGCUUAUGUUUUGCUAACUUUACCUAGCUCUAAUAACACUGAAUAUUAUGCUUCGGAAAUAACUUCUAAACCAAAAACUGGUAAGAAGAAAGAUAAUUUAUCUCUAGCCUCCAGCCAUGCUAACAAGAAGGAAGAAAUACUAAACAAAAAUAUUCUUAAAGUUCUUCUGUUUGAAAACCUUUUUAAAAACAAUAGUAAUGAAAAGUCAGUGACUCCCGAGGUGUCAGCUAUCACCAACCAUGAGGUCGAUUCCGCUAUAUCGUUUAGUUGCAUCACAACACCGGAGGUUGUGGCCAGUUGCAACACGACAUCGUCCACGUCCCAGGCAGCCGUCGCCGUCGAUCCCAAGCCUCGCAGUGUGAUCUCGAGCAGCUUCAACGGUCUGCCUCUGUCGCGCCCCAAUUACGGUUCCAUGGGAACAGCCGCCUCCGACGACUACAAGGUGUUGGUCGCAUACAAAUCCAUCGACGAAAAUGGCAAUUCUGUACAAGGAUUCAGUUCACCUCUUUCGGGAUCUAGUCAACACAAAAAACCUAGGAGGAAAAAGUCAUCAAAGAACGAGACCGUCAUAGAUUGCCAACAGAUCGACGGCUACCAGGGGGACAAAGACGUCAACGAGCUUCUCCGCUUCAUCGAGUCGAAUGCCGACAACGGGCGCGGUGCCAAGCUUUCGCGCGUCAAGCACAAGGACGACUCCGACGACAAGACUGGCAAGAAGCGCUCCUCGGAGCGUCGGAAGGACAAGGAGAGCAAGAUCAAGCGCGCCUCGUCCCUGGAGGAGCUGUCGCGUACCAAGAUCGAGGAUCUCACCGACGCGACCGAGGGCUCGCUCCGCGGCGAAAAGAAGGAUCGCCGCGAACACGCGCCCGCCAAGCAGGAGCGUCGCUCCUGGGGCGACGACGCGCGCGAACCGCUCGAGCCCGCGCCCAGCGAGCUCACAGACUUCCAGACCGUCACAAAGAAGCGCAAGCCGCGCCGUCGCGCCGACGAGUCCGAGCGAGACCCGCCUCGGCGCGCGCGCCCGCCCUCCCCUCGCGCGCGCCGCGAAUCCGCGCCGCCGUCCGACCGCUCCAACGACUCCAACGACGACUUGGACUCCGUACACUCGCUGCCCGACGCCCCGCGACCGCCGCCCGCGCCAGCCCUCCCCGCUCCACACGCCUCCUACGCCGAAAUCGCUCGCACACGCCACAACAUCCCCGACCUCAUCGAGUCCUGCAACUUCUACGCGGAGGGCGAGGGCGCUCCGCGCCCGGAGACGGCUCCCCCGGGUGACGCCGACGGGUACCCCGCGUUGGACGCUCGAGCCGCCGCAGCCAGGCGCCGAGAUCUAAAGGCCGCGGCGGUCUCUCUGCGGCGGGACCGCAAAGAGCGCGCCGCUCCGGCCGCCGAGGGUGCGCGGGCCCCCGACUGCCCGGCACCGGACGUGGUGGCAGACCGGCGCCCCCCCGUCAUCCUGCUGGAUUCGGCGGUGAGGCCCCGGGACAUGGACGGCGUCACUUUCGGCUUCGACAUCAACGAGCAGCUGCUGAGCGGGCCGGCGCGGCGGCCGCGCUGCGACCUGCUGCGCGACGCGCUGGCGGCCGCCGUGCCCGUGCGCGCGGCCGCCGCGCUGCGAUACGUGCCGCCCGACGCGCCGCACGACACGCACCACCUCUGCCAAAUCGUCGACUACGUCGGCGCAGCGUGGGAGGACGUCCUGCGGUGCGGCAAUGGCAAGGUGCGGUAUUUCAACGAGUAG